Molecule: messenger RNA, 1563 nt
Organism: Sorghum bicolor (sorghum)
Lineage: Eukaryota; Viridiplantae; Streptophyta; Magnoliopsida; Poales; Poaceae
Product: pentatricopeptide repeat-containing protein At3g61360
Exons: 2
Coding region: 1-1563 (520 amino acids)
Molecular function (GO): protein binding
Source: RefSeq, a predicted model, not a curated record
AUGGCGGCGGCGGGAUGCGGCGGGCAAGCAGCGUACGCACCCACCCACCUCGAGCUCUCCCGUCCGGCCGUCCCUCUCCGCGCCGGCCACACCACGCCCCUUCCCAUGCCCCUCCGCCUCCUCCCGCCGCCUCGCCGCGCCGCCGCGCCACUCCUCACCCCGACCGUGCCCCACCUCGCGCGCCUCCUCCUCGCCCAGGCGCCGGACACCCCUCCGCUUCUCCUCGCGCUCCUCCCGGCCUGCCCGGCCCUCCUCACGCCGCUCCUCUCCCACCUCCUCCUCUCGCACUCGCCGCCGCUCCCGGCGCUCUCCCUGUACCGCCGCCUCCUCGCGCUCCGCCACUUCUCCGUGCCGGAGAGCUCCCUCCCGGUCCUUCUCCGCCUCCUCGCGCGCUCCCGCCGCCACGCCCACCUCUCGUUCCCGCUGCUAGAGUCCCUCCCGUCCACGCACCCGCACCUCCUCUCCACGCCCGCGCUCGCCGUCCUCCUCUCGACCGCGCUCUCCGCGUCCGCACCCGGCGCGUCCUUCGACGCCGCCGUCACCUGCUUCGACUCCGCCGCCCGCGUCUGGGCGCGCGCUGGCAGGGCCUUCGGCGCCGCCGAGCUCAAUGCGCUGCUCCGCGCCUUCUGCGCCCGCGGCCGCGUCGCCGAGGCCCGCGCGCUCUUCCACCGCUACUGCGACGCGUACCCGCCCGACACGCGCACGUUCAACACGCUGCUGCUCGGGUUCAAGGAGGCCGGACACGCCCACGCGCUGGACCUCUUCUACCAUGAUGCCGUGCUGCGGGGCUUCGUGCCGGACGCCGUGUCGUACUGCGUGAGGAUGGAUGCGUACUGCAAGAAAGGUAGGUUCCUGGACGCCCUCGAGCUGCUCGAGGAAAUGCGCAAGAAGGUGGACUGCAAGCCCACGCUGCAGGUGUUCACCACAUUGAUAUACGGAGCUGGGAUUGUGAGGAGCGCGGCGAGGGCACGCCUCCUGUUUGAUGAAAUGGAGAAGUGGGGAGUCACUCCUGAUCGCGGUGCUCAUAAUGCACUCAUGGGAGCUUAUGUGAGGGGUAGGGAUCUGCAGUCUGCGAUGACGGUGAUGGGUGACAUGGAGAGAAAGGGGAUCGGUCUGGAUGAUGUUAGUUACAACACGAUGCUUUGUGGGUUUCAGAGAGUUGGUGACUUGGAGGGGAUCUGGAAAGUGUACAGCAAGAUGGUUAGCUCAGGGUUUAUGCCGAGGACCAGGACGACGAUGCUGCUCAUGAAGGUCUUCUGCGAGAAUGGACGACCUGACCUUGGGCUGGAGCUGUGGGAUUAUCUGAUGGGAAAGGGAUGUGUACCUCACCGGCAUGCAUUGGACAUUCUGGUUACCGGUUUAUGCUGUAGAGGUGUGGUUUCUGAGGCAUACAGGUGUUUCAGGGAAAUAAUCGAGAUGGGGAUGGCACCAACGGAGCGAGCAUUUAGGGUUUUGGAAGGCUUUUUAAGGCGGACACGGGAAUUAGGGAAGGUUGAGGAGAUUAGGCAAAUGAUGAAGGCUGCCCAACUGGAGGGGCAUCAGAUUGAAGAAGAGGCUGCAUGA